Peromyscus maniculatus bairdii (prairie deer mouse) is the source of this 3376-nucleotide messenger RNA. RefSeq names its product metastasis associated 1 (gene Mta1). Gene Ontology annotation, molecular function: sequence-specific DNA binding; histone deacetylase binding; transcription corepressor activity. Gene Ontology annotation, cellular component: NuRD complex; nucleoplasm. The record is from RefSeq and is a predicted model, not a curated record. NCBI's taxonomy places the organism in Eukaryota, Metazoa, Chordata, Mammalia, Rodentia, Cricetidae. Gene Ontology annotation, biological process: negative regulation of transcription by RNA polymerase II; response to ionizing radiation; double-strand break repair.
CUGGGAUUAAAGGUGUGCACCACCACUGUCUGGCUCAAAGUAUAUUUCUGCAUUGGCUGGGACUCGAACCUAGGGCCUCCCAUGUGGCGGGCGAGAAUUCUACCACUGAACCACCAGUGCUUUUGGGUGCCCUAUUAAAAAACUAGUUUUAUUAAGAAAUGAUCCACAUUGAUGAAUUUCAACAAAGUGCCCAGGAGGGCCCCAAAUCUAAGCCCAGAGACUUCCUCCAAUUCUGUACUCUUUCCUUCCCUUGGGCCUUGCUUUUUCCAGGAGACCCUCCACCCUGGUGUGAAUGCCUCUGAGCACUAGCUGCUGGAGGUAAAAGGAUGUGGCUGACCUGCUGGCAGGUGGCCCAGGCUCAGGAAGCAAUAUGGUGGCAGGCCUGCAAGUGUGUGCCUACGUGGGAGCAGGGAACUGCAGUUGCUAACUCUGCCCAUUUCAACAGGAGGAACCUUCUAGUCACCUCAGCUAAGGAGGGGGUUCAUUGCCAAGGAGUUCUGCCAGCCUGGCAGGAUGACAAUCCAGCAUGCUCUCUGUACUGGGACUCCUGGAGCGUUGUGGUCGUGGGGUGAUCUGAGCUGUCCAGGCUAAGUCUGCCAGCUUUCAAAGUCUUCGUGUCUAUCUGUGGAGCCUGGCCUCUGGUGGUGAAUGGUAGACAGACGGUUCUUGCCUGCAGCAGCUACUUGGGAAGACUAUGUCUACUUUGAGAACUCCUCCAGCAAUCCGUACCUGAUCCGCAGGAUUGAAGAGCUCAAUAAGACAGCCAACGGGAAUGUGGAGGCCAAGGUGGUGUGUUUCUACAGAAGGCGGGACAUUUCCAGCAGUCUCAUCGCCCUGGCUGACAAGCAUGCAACCCUGUCAGUCUGCUAUAGAGCCGGACCGGGGGCGGACACCGGCGAGGAAGGGGAAGUGGAGGAAGAGGUGGAGAACCCAGAGAUGGUGGACCUGCCUGAGAAACUGAAGCAUCAGCUGCGGCACCGGGAACUGUUCCUCUCUCGGCAGUUGGAGUCACUGCCCGCCACCCACAUCAGGGGCAAAUGCAGUGUUACCCUGCUCAAUGAGACUGAGUCACUCAAAUCCUACCUGGAGCGUGAGGAUUUCUUCUUCUAUUCUCUAGUCUACGACCCACAGCAGAAGACCCUCCUGGCCGACAAAGGGGAGAUCCGAGUAGGAAACCGGUACCAGGCCGACAUCACUGACUUGCUGAAGGAAGGUGAGGAGGACGGCCGUGAUCAGUCGAAACUGGAGACCAAGGUGUGGGAAGCCCAUAAUCCGCUUGUGGAUAAGCAGAUUGACCAGUUCCUUGUAGUGGCCCGCUCCGUGGGCACCUUUGCACGGGCCCUGGAUUGCAGCAGCUCCGUGCGGCAGCCUAGCCUGCACAUGAGUGCCGCAGCAGCCUCCCGAGACAUCACCCUGUUCCAUGCCAUGGACACGCUGCACAAGAACAUCUACGACAUCUCCAAGGCUAUCUCAGCCCUCGUGCCUCAGGGGGGGCCGGUGCUCUGCCGGGAUGAGAUGGAGGAGUGGUCGGCAUCAGAAGCCAACCUCUUUGAGGAAGCUCUGGAAAAAUAUGGGAAAGAUUUCACAGACAUUCAACAAGAUUUUCUCCCAUGGAAAUCGCUCACCAGCAUCAUUGAAUACUACUACAUGUGGAAGACCACCGACAGAUACGUCCAGCAGAAACGGUUGAAAGCAGCUGAAGCAGAGAGCAAGUUAAAGCAGGUUUAUAUUCCCAACUAUAACAAGCCAAAUCCAAACCAGAUCAGCGUCAACAGUGUCAAGGCCAGUGUAGUGAAUGGCACAGGAACACCAGGCCAGAGCCCCGGGGCCGGCCGGGCCUGCGAGAGCUGUUACACCACACAGUCUUACCAGUGGUAUUCUUGGGGUCCCCCUAACAUGCAGUGUCGCCUCUGCGCAUCUUGUUGGACAUAUUGGAAGAAAUAUGGUGGCUUGAAAAUGCCAACCCGGUUAGAUGGAGAGAGGCCGGGACCAAACCGCAAUAACAUGAGUCCCCAUGGCAUCCCAGCCCGGAGCAGUGGGAGCCCCAAGUUUGCCAUGAAGACAAGGCAGGCCUUCUACCUGCACACUACCAAGUUGACACGCAUUGCCCGGCGCUUGUGCCGUGAGAUCCUACGCCCAUGGCAUGCCGCACGCCACCCCUACAUGCCCAUCAACAGCGCAGCAAUCAAGGCUGAAUGCACAGCACGGCUGCCUGAAGCUUCCCAGAGCCCACUGGUGCUGAAGCAGGUAGUGCGGAAGCCCCUGGAGGCUGUGCUCCGGUACCUUGAGACCCACCCCCGCCCCCCGAAGCCUGACCCUGUGAAGAGUUCAUCCAGCGUGCUCAGCAGUCUGACCCCUGCCAAGUCAGCCCCUGUCAUCAACAAUGGCUCCCCCACCAUCUUGGGCAAGAGGAGCUAUGAGCAGCACAAUGGGGUGGAUGUUGAUGGUGUUUUCUCUCCCUCUCUCUCCUGUCCCUGGGCACUGCCAGGCAACAUGAAGAAGCGCCUCUUGAUGCCCAGUAGGGGCACUUACCUGGGUCUGGCAAACCAUGGACAGACCAGGCACAUGGGACCAAGUCGGAAUCUCCUGCUCAACGGGAAGUCCUACCCCACCAAAGUGCGGCUGAUCCGCGGUGGCUCCCUGCCUCCAGUCAAGCGGCGGCGAAUGAACUGGAUUGACGCCCCAGACGACGUAUUUUACAUGGCCACUGAGGAGACCAGGAAAAUCCGAAAGCUGCUCUCGUCCUCAGAAACCAAGCGUGCUGCCCGCCGGCCCUACAAGCCCAUUGCCCUGCGCCAGAGCCAGGCCUUGCCGCUGCGGCCACCCCCACCUGCACCAGUCAACGAUGAGCCCAUUGUUAUUGAGGACUAGGCGGCCCCUCCAUCAGCCCCCGAGUAUCCAGUGCGGCCUGCAGAGGCCAAGCGGCCUCCCUCCCCCCCAGACUGCUGCCCACCCCACCCUCUGGUUUCCAUAGCGCCCCAAGUCCCGCCCUCACAUGCAGAGACACUGCUCCUCUGGUGGACGUGCGGGGGAAGAAGUGUGUCUAACUUAUUCCAAGACACCGAGGAGUCUUUUUUAGCUUUGUGUUUACUUUCUGGCUGGAGCAGAGAUGAGGAACGCCCGGGCCCUGCACAGGGCUUCUCACCCGGGGUGGGCUCUAAGGUUUGUUGUGUUCUGUUGAAGGUGCCAUUUUAAAUUUUAUUUUUAUUACUUUUUUUGUAGAUGAACUUGAGCUCUGUAACUUACACCUGGAAUGUUAGGAUUGGUGUGGCCAGCAGCGGCCAAGCUGCCUGGCGGGGUUGGUCCCUUGUCUUUUCAAGUAAUUUUCAUAUUAAACAAAAACAAAGAAAAAAAUCUCAUAAAAAGGAAAACCCCA